ACAGUUCCCUUAAACCAGAGCAGCCCAAGCAGUGAAUUCCCCAGCUACGGUGAGAACGGGAAUGACACCAAUUUGCUUGUUUCCCCCCUGCUGGUGGCUGGAGUGGUGAUCGGCCUGGUGCUGUUUCUGUCCUGCGCUACCAUCAUCGUGGGCAGCCUGCGGAAGGACGGGCGGCUCAGACACCCACAGCUGAGGAGAGAUGCUGUUUAUGCUCCAGAUGGCUUCUCUCAUGGUGGCUCUUCUGGAGAGCUGAGAUCCACCUGCACGGAGGAGUUUCCCCCAGCUUGUGAUUUUGGUUCCUAUCUGGAUAUACUAUCUCAGGUCAACAUCAUGUAUCCUGAUCCACCUCCACGCUAUGAUGAAUGUGUGGGGCCAGGAGCAACACAAAUAUAUAUUCCCACAGAUGAUCCCCCCCCAUAUUCUCUUACGGACCCUUAUCAAAGAAGUGAAAUAUCUAUAAAUAUCUACAUUAGCCAGGAAGAGGAAGCAGCAUCUGGGACUACAGGACAGGCUGCAAAUUAUGCAGUCAGGCUGCAGGACUUGCAGCAGCCCAUUUCAUCAUCUCUGUCAUCUCUCACUCUGGGGGCUGCCCCCCUGUACAGGACAGUGGUGUGUGAGCAGAAUAUCCCCAUCCCACUCGUUCCAACAGAACUACAGAACAAUUCUUCCACUGACUACCACACCCCAAACCACGUGAAUAAAACUGGCUCUUUCCUGCAAUUCUUCUGA
This is a messenger RNA of Acanthisitta chloris (rifleman), 729 nucleotides long. Its product is annotated as protein BEAN1-like. Lineage: Eukaryota; Metazoa; Chordata; Aves; Passeriformes; Acanthisittidae. The record is from RefSeq and is a predicted model, not a curated record.